Tinamus guttatus (white-throated tinamou) is the source of this 1467-nucleotide messenger RNA. The record is from RefSeq and is a predicted model, not a curated record. NCBI's taxonomy places the organism in Eukaryota, Metazoa, Chordata, Aves, Tinamiformes, Tinamidae.
AUCAAAGUGCAGCAGGUGGCACUGGAAAUGCAGCUGACCCCCUUCCUCAUCCUCCUCCGCAAGACGCUCGAGCAGCUGCAGGAAAAAGACACGGGCAACAUCUUCAGCGAGCCGGUCCCUCUGUCUGAGGUAACAGAAAUCUACGAAGUCCCAGACUACCUGGAUCACAUCAAGAAGCCGAUGGAUUUUCAGACAAUGAAACAGAAUCUGGAAGCCUAUCGCUAUCUGAAUUUUGAUGACUUUGAGGAGGAUUUUAACCUGAUUAUCAACAACUGUUUGAAAUACAAUGCCAAAGACACAAUCUUCUACCGGGCCGCCAUCCGUCUGCGGGAGCAGGGAGGCGCCGUGCUCCGGCAGGCUCGCCGGCAGGCCGAGAAGAUGGGCAUUGACUUUGAGACAGGCAUGCACUUCCCACACUGUGUAACUGUGGAAGAGGCUCAGGUCCAAGAUGUGGAGGACGAAGAUGUGCGGCUGCUGCUCUCGGAGAAUCAGAAGCACCUGCCCUUGGAGGAGCAGCUGAAGAUCCUGCUGGAGCGGCUGGACGAGGUUAAUGCUGGCAAGCAGAGCAUAGGACGGUCCCGCCGCGCCAAGAUGAUCAAGAAGGAGAUCACGGUCCUGCGGCGGAAACUUGCUCACCCGCGAGACCUGGGCCGGGAUGGGCCGGAGAGACACGGCUCCUCGGCCAGGGAGGUGCUGCAGUCACACAACCCCUGCGAGAAGGACCUGCAGACGGACAGUGCUGCUGAGGAGAGCAGCAGCCAGGAGACCGGCAAAGGUCUCGGUCCCAAUUCUUCUUCCACCCCAGCACAUGAAGUUGGCAGGAGAACCUCCGUGCUCUUCUCCAAGAAGAACCCUAAAACCGCAGGCCCCCCAAAACGCCCAGGCCGCCCCCCGAAGAAUCGGGACAGCCAGAUACCGCCCGGCCACGGGAGCAGCCCCAUCGGCCCCCCGCAGCUGCCCAUCAUGGGCUCCUCGCAGCGGCAGCGGAAGCGAGGGCGCAGCCCGCGGCCCAGCUCCAGCUCGGACAGCGACAGCGACAAAUCCGCCGAGGAUGCUCCCAUGGACCUGCCGGCCAACGGUUUCAACAGCGGGAACCAGCCGGUGAAGAAGAGCUUCCUGGUGUACCGGAAUGACUGUAACCUCCCUCGGAGCAGCUCCGACUCGGAGUCCAGCAGCAGCAGCAGCAGCAGCGCUGCCUCCGACCGCACCAGCACAACCCCCUCAAAACAGGGCAGAGGGAAGCCCUCCUUCUCCCGCGUGAACUUCCCCGAGGACAGCAGCGAGGACACGUCGGGGACAGAGAACGAGUCCUACUCGGUUGGCACAGGGCGAGGUGUGGGGCACGGCAUGGUGCGGAAGGGCAUUGGCCGCGGAGCGGGGUGGCUCUCGGAGGACGAGGAUUCCUCUCUGGACGCCUUGGAUCUCGUGUGGGCCAAGUGCCGGGGGUACCCGUCGUACCCCGCGCUG